CGGCUGCAGAGUUUAAACCAGAGCCUUAGCCGCUGGCGCCGAGCUCCUCAGGCUGGGUGGUCGUCGCCCCGAUGGUGGAAGGGCGUGAUGGAGAACCCACCAAUGGAAGCUAGCUCCCUUUUUGCUUCAGGAAUUAAGAGACAUGUGAAAGACAGAAUUUCAAAGACUGGGAAGUUGAAUGUUUCUCUUGCUUCAAAAAUCAAAACAAAAAUACUAAUGUGGCUAAUGUUUCAUCAGAGUCCCUUUCUACUGCCAAGUAGCAAGAAGAAACGGGCUAGUAAACAGUGCAAGUUGAUACGACCUCCAUUUGCAAGGGUUCCAUUAACUUCAGAUGAUGAUGAUGAUGAUGAUGAUGAUAAGGAGAAAAUGCAAUAUGAUGACAACAUUACAGCAAAGACAUCACCCGAUAUUCCCUUUUCAGUAUCAACAAGACAAUCUUUAUCAAACCAGAGUCCCAAGAAUUCUCUAAUGAGUGAGAUAAAAAAUGCCCAGUCAAUCAGCCACAGAAAGGAGAAGCCAUCUCCUAAUAAAGUAACUGAAAGGAAAAAACAUGUAUCAUCUUGGGAAUCAAAUAAUCCUACCGACAGUCUUCACGUGAUGGAUGUAGAUCAACAACAGAUUUCAAGUCCAGAAUUUAAUUGGAAUAAAAUAAGUGAUCAUACUAAUGAAACAAAUAUUAAAAUGCAAAGAAACCUACCGUGCCUUCCUGCCGCACCUGAGUCUACAAGUGAACCAAUUGCGGAGUACAUGAAUCCAUUACAGGGUAUUGAUGACUUUCAGUUGCAGAAAACUGUAUAUGAUGCUGAUAUGGAUUUAACUGCUGGUGAAGUAAGCAAAAUUGUUACAGUCUCAACAGGCACUAAAAAUAAAAGUAAUAAAAAAUCAAAUGAUUGUAAAAUAAAAACUUUCAGAAAAGUGAAAGAUUCAAGCUCUGAAAAAAAGAGAGAAAGAUCUAAGAGAUUAUUUAAAAAUAGUUCAGAUAUCGAUAUUGAGGAAAAGAUUGAAAACGGGCCAGAAAAAAUAUCAGUUGUCUUGGAUAGCAAAGGGGAUUCAGAAGAUCCAAAUUUUAUUUUUGGUACAGAGCAGCUGACUCAGUCGAACAUACUGAAGAAAGUAACCCCUCAUAAUGGCUUUGGUCAAGAUGACAGAGAAAGUACACAGUGUAAUAAAAAGAAGAAGAAAAUACAUGUAACAAAUGAGCAAGAGGAAACCAACUCGUUCUCCCAAAGUUCAGAUAAAUUCCAUCAAGAGAGUAAAUUUGGUACGGGUCAGAGUUCUCUAGCUUAUCAUAAAAAUAAAACUUCUAGAGAGACAUUUGUGAUUCAUAAGUUAGAAAAAGGUAACUUAUUCCCAAGCCAAAAGAAUAAAGAAACCCCUUCCGAAAACCUAGAAGUCACAAGUGAAUUUCAAACACCCAGUCUUUCCAUCAAAGAUAAUGGAAGUUUAUGUGAUUAUAAUAUCCAGAAUAUGUCAUAUUUGAAAAAGCAUGUCACUGAUAUGCAACUUACUCAGCAAAAUCAAUCAAUAAUAAAUGAGAAGCUUAGGCAAAAAGUAAGUCGGAGGACAGAAAUAAUUUCUGAAUCAAACCAAGCAUUUGAGGAUACUGCUGAAGAUGUGCAUGGCCCAGAAAAAGAUAACUUUUCCUUCCAAAUUCAAGAGAAUAAAGAAACCAUCUCUGGAAACCUAGAAGUUUCAGAUGAGUUUCAAAAACCUGCUCUUUCCAUCAUUGGUAAUGGAAUCCUGUGUGAUUGUGAGAUCCAGAAUUUGUUUGAUUUGCAAAAGCAGAUCACUAAUUUGUACCCUGUUCAGCAAAAUGAAUCAAAAGUUAAUAAGAAUCUUAGGCAGAAAGUAAAUCGGAAGACAGAAAUAAUUUCUGAAAUGAAUCACUUAGAUAAUGGCAAAAAUGUGUAUUGUCCAGAAAAGGGUAAUUCUUCUUUCCUAACCCAGAAAGAUAAAGAAAUCGUCCCUGAAAAUCUGAAAGACUCAAGUGAGUUCCAAACACCUGCCCUUUCUACCAAAGACAGUAGAAACAUAUAUGAUUAUGAGACUCAAAAUGUUCUGGGAGUGAAAAAGCAUAUCCAGGAUAUGCAACCCACUUGUCAAAAUGAAUCAAAAAUAGAUCAGAAGCUUAGGCAAAAGGUGUGUCGGAAGACAGAAAUAAUUUCUGAAAUCAACCAAGAACAUGAGAAUAAUGACAAAGACAUACAUGACCCAGAAAAAGAUAACUUACUUUAUCUAACCCAAAAGGAAAAAGAAAUCAUCCCUGAAAACCUAGAAGACUUAAAUGAAUUUCAGAUAGCUGAUCCUUCCACCAGAGGUAAUAGGGACCUAUGUCAUUAUGAGACUCAAAACAUUUCGGGGGUGAAAACACAUGUUACUGAUAUGCCACUUGUAAAGCAAAAUGAAUCAAAAAUGAGUAAGAGGCUUAGGCAGAAAGUAAAUCGGAAGACAGAAAUAAUUUUAGAAAUGAACCGAGUAAAUGAAUUUAAAAAAAAAGGUAUGCAUGACCCAGAAGAAGGUAGCUUCCUUUCCCUAUCCCAAACAGAUAAAGAAACUAUUUCUGAAAACCUAGAAGUCACAAGUGAAUUACAAUCAGCUUAUCUUUCCCCACGAAAUAAUUUAUAUGAUUGUGAGACACAGAAUGUGUUGGAUUUGAAAAAGCGUGUCACUGAUAUGCGACCUACUCAACAGAAUGAAUCAAAAAUAAAUAAGAAACAUAGGCAGAAAGUAAAUCGAAAGACAGAAAUAAUUUCUGAAAGGUACCCUAUAUAUGAGGAUAAUGAUAAAGACAUGCAUGAUCAAGAAAGCUGUACAAAAGAUCUUGAUUUUCAAGUAAAUAAAUCUAAACAAAGACUUGAAUGCCAAGGUAUUAUCAGUGGGUACUCUAUGGAAAUUGAUAGCAGUGAAAAGGAGAAUUGUGAUCAAAUUUCAAAUCUUUACAAACUAGUUAAAAAACAUGGGAAAGAAUCAUCAAGAAAGACAAAUAUUUUGGCCACGGGUAAAAACAAAUCUAUUUUGCAGUUAUCAGAUUCUUUACAGACAUCAGUUUCCUUAGAAUCAGGUUUAAAAUAUAUUACUAAUGAAGCAGAUUCUGAUCUUGGUAAGCACACAAAACCGCAGGAGAAUCCAAAAGAAAGCACUACAACUCUGAAUGAAAAAAAGAAAAAUAACCCUUUUGCAGAAGAAGGAGAGUGCCAGGUCAGAAAAGUAAACAAAACAACAUCUAAAUCAAAGAAAAGGAAGAUCUUCAUCUGUCCUUCUUCAGAUAGCCAUGAAGUAAUGCAAGUAAUAUCUGACACUGGCCAGGGAAUAUCAGUUGAAUCUGAACAGGCUAAUGAGGAAAAAAAUUUGGAAAAUGAGAAAGUUGUCAAAAUGAAGCCAGACUUUUACACAAAGGCAUUUGAAUCUUUAUCUCAGGUAUAUUCACCUAACAUACGAGAGUCUUCCUUUAACAGUGUUCAUGAGGAUUCAGUACCUCCAAGUAUUUCUUCUAGUGGAAAUCUGAUAGUAAAAGAAAGUGUUGCCCUAGAGAGUUCACCAAUCUUUCAGGUAACUGAUGAUGUACGCGAGAAGAUGAAAGGGAUGAAAUUCAAAGUCAACCAGAGAACACAAAAAUCAGGAAUAGGUGGUAGAACACUACAGGACUUAACAAAUACCAGUUUUAUUUCAAAUAACACUGCUAAAGCUGAAAAUAAGUCAGAAAAUCCAUCUUUAGAGCUACCAAGCCGAAGAAGAAGGUGUACUCCUCUCUAUUUAAAAGAACCAAAUCUCAAAAGGAAGAUGAGAAGAUGAGAUGCAUUUCUGGAUUCUGCUUUGUUGAGUUCUCAAACCAUAACAAGUCAAAACGAGGAUAUAGCAAGAAUCAAGAAGAUGAAAUGCAUGAUGAAAGGUUUUUUUUUACCCCACCUUUUCAUGAGUGUUAAUUUAUUCAUUCUUAUGUUUAUAUAUAUGUGCAUAAAAUAGCUAUUUUGUAAUGUUCAAAACUUCUAAAAUCAUUUUGGUCAUCCUGUAACUUAUCUUCCUGUUCUUGUAAGCCUCUUUCAACCAAAUAGCCAUUAACUAAGCAAAAGCUGUUAACCUUUUAACCAAAUAAAAUGUGUUGUAAAUAUUU
This is a messenger RNA of Suricata suricatta (meerkat), 4111 nucleotides long. RefSeq names its product shugoshin 2 (gene SGO2). NCBI's taxonomy places the organism in Eukaryota, Metazoa, Chordata, Mammalia, Carnivora, Herpestidae. The record is from RefSeq and is a predicted model, not a curated record. Gene Ontology annotation, cellular component: chromosome, centromeric region. The transcript is spliced from 8 exons. Bases 88 to 3792 code for a protein of 1234 amino acids.